UAAAGCACUAGGUUUGCAAACCAACUGUCUAUAAUAAACAUGACGACUGAUAGCAGCAGUUCGGCUGCAAGUAGAAAGCUGAAAGGUAACACAUGCAUGAAGGAAGCAAAAUACAUUGAGGCCAUCGUGGAAUACUCUGAAGGAAUAAUGAUUGACCCCUCCAAUGCAGUGAUGUACAGUAACAGGUCUUUGGCAUUCCUUAAGAUGGAUCAGUAUUUUUACUCAAUGAAAGAUGCAGAAGUUACAAUAAGAUUGGUGCCAGAUUGGCCAAAAGGUUACUACAGAAAAGGCCAAGCAGAGGAAGGAGCUAAAAUGUUCGAUCUUGCCAUAAUUUCAUACCAAGCUGGUUUGAAGGCCUGCAAAAAUGAUUUGGUUCUUGAAACAGCGUUGGCAGAGGCACAGAGAAAAUAUUAUCUAGACCUGGACAACAGAAAAAAGAGGUUGAAGAAAUAUUGUGUUGUUGCAUCAGUAUUUGGUACGCUGAUAGUUAUUGCUGAUAUGAUGGGUAAGCCACGUCAUUCAUUUAUUAAAUAUCCAUGGAUGCGAUUCACUCUCAUCUCAAUUGCUGGAGUUAUAGGUUACAUGUUUGCAUCGUUUCUCAUUUCAUUGGAGAAAUCCCGACGCUCAUCUUUGCUCCAACCUCCCCCAGAACUAAUGCAGGGAGGAGAAAAGCCUCGUGACCCAACCUUCCUCACCCCUGCCUCAUCCUCACAGUCGCAAUCUGUUGGUGAUUCUACUUUGCCACAUUCAAAGAAAGAAUGAUUGAAAUUUUAUUUAUAUUGGUUUUAGAACAUUUUUUUUGGUUCUUUGUUUACCUAUUGUAUUUACAGUUUUUAAAAUAAUAUUUAUGAAUGUUAAAAAGUUGUUCGAUUUACGGAUUUUAUCAGCAAAUUUACAGGUUGGUAUUGAUAUGUUCAGAUAAGAUAGGAUGCAACAAGUAUCAUUCAA
Messenger RNA from Ciona intestinalis (vase tunicate), 948 nucleotides. Lineage: Eukaryota; Metazoa; Chordata; Ascidiacea; Phlebobranchia; Cionidae. The record is from RefSeq and is a predicted model, not a curated record.